CUCUCGAACUAUGUUCUGACGCGAAUGGAUAAUAUGGGUAAAGGAAGUUGUUAGUUAUUUCCGCCAUAUGGAAAAUGAAUAACCAGGAUGUGGAGAGCUGAAUAAAUAUUGCUAUUUAUUGUCAUUGUUUUUUUACAACUGGCUGAGUCCGGUGUCAUGUUUUGUUAGCUUUAUUUUUGUUAAUUAAGUUUUUGUUUAAUUGUUUUUUUCCUAAAAAUGGUGGUCUCCACUAAUCCUGUUUACGAUGUGGUUUUUGUUGUGGAAGAUACGGCGAACUUAGCAGCUUACAUGGAAACACUCAAAGCCAACUACAUUUUGCCAACACUGAAAUAUUUUAAUGGUGGGCCACCUGAUUCCAUUGACUAUGGACAUGACUUCAGCUGUAGCCUGUAUGUUUUGGUAACAUAUAACAGUGGUGAUUCAAUGUCAUCGCUAUCUGCUAACUGUACCAGACCUACAACUAGUAUACAUGAAUUUACAACAUGGCUCGAUGGAACUGAGUUUUUAGGCGGAGCUGGUCAGAGUAGUAGCCUGUUAGCGGAAGGUUUGAGUACAGCCUUGCAAGUAUUUGAUGAUAUUAAAACCCGAAGACAUGAAAGCAUUAUCAGUCAGAAACAUUGUAUUUUAUUGUGUAACUCUCCUCCAUACCAUCUUCCGAGUCAAGAAAGUUUUAAUUAUUCUGGUUUAUAUAGUAAUCAGAUAGCGGCAAUGAUGGCAAAGAGAGGCAUCAACCUGUCAAUCAUCUCACCUAGAAAAAUCCCAGCCUUACAGGAACUGUUCGAAGAGGCGUCAUCCCCAGAUCUGGCCUAUUUACCCCAUAAAGACUAUACGAUAGAUCCUAGGCAUAUGGUUUUAUUGCAUGGAUAUCAACUCGAAGAACGAUCUCACAGUCCAAGUUUAGAGGAUGAAAAGCAGACGUCUGAAUUUAUCAAAUUAAACAUAGGUAGUCAAGGCCCUAACAGUGUUAGUUCUACAGGAUUUAAUGUAGAUGGUGGCUUUAAGGUGCCAAGUACAGCUCUAUCGUCACAAAUGAUUUCUACCAGCCAACAGCCAUCCCCUCAACAAGCUCAAUUAUCUCCCCUUAACAUCCAGAAUCAGCCAUCACCCGUUAUGGUACAACAAGUACAACCUCAACAACCGCAGAAGAAAGAUCCGCCACCUAAUGUGAUGUUAGCUGGUCAAAGAACGAAUAUCUCACAGCAGAGCAACAUAGCUCAGAUGCGACAGCAGCAGCAACAACAACAGCAACAGCAACAAAAUAUUGCCACAUCGCAACAAAAUGCUGUUUCACAACAAUUAGUAACAUCACAACCAAAUAUGGUGUCUGUCUCCUCUAAUAACCAGACCAUGAAUCCAAUGAUGAACGCCCCCAAUCUAUCACAAGGCAUGAAUAUCCAGUCUUCUAAUGCUAGUAUUAUGGCGUCUCAACCUUCGUUAUCCUUGCCUUCAAGUCAGCCAGGAAUGGUAAUGAACCAGGCUCAACAGCAACAGCAGCAACAACAACAACAACAACAGUUUAAUAUGAAUACAAUGACUGGUCCCUCAUCAGCCCCUAAUACCAUGCCUGUAUUCAACAACCCUAACGAUCUGGCCAACCAGCAACAGAUGUCUCAACAACAACAACCUGGUCAACAACAGGUGAACAAACGAAUGAUCUGGAAAGGGGUAUUAGAAUAUCAGGAAAAACCACAGAAAAUCUCACGAUCUUUGUCCUGCUACGUGACGCUUGGACCAACAGAUGCUGAUGUGAAUGCCAAUAAUUGGCCGAGUAAACUAUUGAUGCAGUUGCUACCACAAAAUAUGUUGUCGGAAUUAACGGGGCUGUUUCGUAAUUCACGUCAAGUAUCGUUCAACUUUAGUCCUAACGAUAUGGAAAUACUUCGAUCUCUUUAUAAAAUCAUGGGAAAUGGAUUUGCUGGUUGCGUUCAUUUUCCCAGUACUAGUCAAUGUGACGUCCGUGUUUUAUUACUUCUGUUCAGCAGUAAAAAGAAAGCGUUUAUUGGUUUGAUACCAAAUGAUCAAGUAGCUUUCGUACAAGGCAUCCGAACAGUCCUCAGUAAACAUAAAGAAAGGUCUCAAGUACGACAAGCUAUGAUGUCACAAUCUAUGUCCGUACAACAGUCGUUAUCUACACCACCGCAGAUGCAGCAACAACAGACCGGUGGAGUGGGUAAUAUUGUACCUGGACCCAGUAAUACUAUGACAUCAUCCACAUCUACUAUCCCCAUGAUACCUGGACAGAUGCAGAAUCAGAUCCCGAGUACGAUGACAACUAUGCCGUCGACAACUCAAGGUAGUCAGAUGGGACCACAGAUACCAACAAACCCCAUUCAGCAACAACAACAACAACAGUUGCUAGGGUUACAACAACAAGCUGUUGCUGCUGCUCAACAAAUGGGUGGAUCUCAACAACAAGCAGUUGAUAACUCUAGUGUGGCAUUGUUGCAACAGAAAAUACAGGCCUUACAACAAGAAUUACAGGGUGCUAAGCAAAAGGAAAUGCAGAAGGAACAACAAGCUAAGAUGGCUGCCCGACAACAACAACAACAACAGCAGCAAAUGAUAGCCCACCGUCAGCAGGUACAGCAACAGCAGCAGUUACAACAGAGACAGUUACAGUUACAACAACAGCAACAGGUACCCAAUCAACAACAGUUACGACAUUUACUGCUGAAUCAACAACACAUUCGUCAACAACAACAGCAACAACAGUUAAUGAUGCAACGAGGGACGGCACCACAACAACAAAUACCGCCAGAUGGCCAACAGAACAUGCCCAUGCAGCAACAACCAAACCAGAACUUCAUAUCAGAUUUUAACCUUCCAGACAACUUCUAGAUCAUUUCACGAUAUCAUCCUGUCAUGCUUGUAAAUACACAUUUGUUUUCACUCUAUGAUAAUUUUGGACCCUUGAUGUCUCUUGCCUUAAUGGUCCAUCUUUCAUACUGAAAGCGACGAAAUGCCCAGAUUUCACCUUAUACUCUUUAUUUACUUAACAACGUAAAUCAUGCAAACUUUUCCCUAAAUUUGCUCAGGUUAUUCUGGGCCCAUGAUAUCUCCUGCCUUCCAGCCACAAUGUAGGGAGGCCAAUCUGAUUAAAACACAGAUCCUAUUUCGUUUCGUUUUUUAUAGUUCAAAAUUUCGUUUUACUUGUCUUUACUACACUAGGAUCUGGAAGUGUUGUUAUCAUUGACGUGUUCUGGAUGGUGUAAGGAAUUAACCAAUGAAACAGUCUGAUACGGCAAGCUUUUGACAUGUUUUGUACGGAACUGUGGGUAAUCCACUAGUAACUUCAAUGCUGAUUGGUUAAUCAAAUGUCUGGCGUCAUAGGUCAAAAGCCGCUCGUAUGACCCGUGACGUGACCUAUCGCUAUAACUUGUCAGAUCUUCGUGUAGUGUAGCCCAUCGAAAGUAUAAAAAAACGAAACGAAAUAUAGAUCUGUAUUGUAAUCAGAUAGGUAGGGAGGUCUUUCACUAUGAAAAUGAUCUGCCUUACGACCAGAAUCUAAGGAGGUCAACUUUUAUAGGGAAAUUAUUUAUUAUCAAGAUGUUCAGAAACUUUUUUUCUUGACGAUCUUAUGAAAUUAUUGAUCUACAUUUUGUAAUCAAUUUUGUUUUAUAUUUAUACAUAUUUUAAGUAAUAUUUUGGUAUCACAAUCUUGAAUUUUCUCGUAAAAUACGAAAUUAAAAUUUU
Messenger RNA from Patella vulgata (common limpet), 3693 nucleotides. RefSeq names its product mediator of RNA polymerase II transcription subunit 25. The record is from RefSeq and is a predicted model, not a curated record. The coding region runs from base 217 to 2838 and encodes 873 amino acids. NCBI's taxonomy places the organism in Eukaryota, Metazoa, Mollusca, Gastropoda, Patellidae. Gene Ontology annotation, cellular component: mediator complex; transcription regulator complex. The transcript is spliced from 21 exons. Gene Ontology annotation, biological process: positive regulation of transcription by RNA polymerase II.